GAGAGAGAGAGAGAGAGAGAGAGGUAGUUUCCUGGUUUGUUGGUUGGAAAUAAUGGAGAUGACAGUAGUGGGGUUCAAUUGGUCAACCUAUGUAAAGAGAGAUAGAGGGACUUUUCAUAAUUCCUCCACACCAUAUUCGUUCCUGUACUCAUUCAUUCCUUUGAUUAUUAAUCAUAGAUAGAUAGCCACCCACCCACCCAAAUAAGCCCACAAAGUCUCCUUUCAUUCUCUCCCCUUCUUAUUCUUCAUUCCUCCCCCGAGACUCUUUCACUCCAUACCUUUCAACAAACAAACCAACCAGUCUUCAAAUAUACCACAACCCUCUCUCUAUUUUUCUCCAUUGCUCACCAGAAAAGUUCCCUCUUUUUAAUCAUUCGUAAAUGGGUUUUGAUGAUAUUUGUAACACAGGCCUUGUUUUAGGUUUAGGUUUGUCAUCAAAGGUAAAAAGUUCCCAUUUGAAGACAGAUGAUCCGAAGAAACCGUGUUUAAAGGUUGAUCAGAUGGCAAAGACUGCCUUAAGUUUUGAGCCAUCACUGACUUUGAGUCUCUCCGGCGAGAUUUAUGAUCAGGUAGCUAAGAAGAUUGAUGCGAAUAAGGCUUGUAAUGGUCAGUCUGCAGAUUUAUAUCGUCAAGACAGUGCUGCUUCAUCGUUCUCUAACGUCAGUGUAAAGAGGGAGAGAGAGCUGGGCAGUGAAGAGGGAGAGAUAGAGAGAAAUUUCUCAAGAGUAAGUGAUGAAGAUGAUGAUGGUCCUAAUGGAAGGAAGAAACUUAGACUCACCAAAGCACAAUCUGCCCUUCUUGAAGAAAGCUUCAAACAACACAGCACUCUUAAUCCUAAACAAAAGCAAGAAUUAGCCAGGGAGCUAAAGCUAAGGCCACGACAAGUUGAAGUUUGGUUCCAGAACAGGAGAGCCAGGACAAAGCUGAAGCAAACCGAAGUGGACUGUGAGUUCUUGAAGAAAUGCUGUGAGACUCUAACAGAUGAGAACAGAAGAUUACAGAAGGAGCUACAAGAACUGAAAGCACUAAAACUUGCCCAACCCUUAUACAUGCAGCUGCCGGCGGCGACCCUCACCAUGUGUCCGUCGUGCGAAAGGAUCGGAGAAAAUAACUCUAAGAGCCCAUUUACCAUAGCUCCAAAACCUCACUUCUACAAUCCCUUCACUAAUCCAUCAGCUGCUUGUUGAUUUUUAGUAUUAGUGAUAUACAUAUAUAAGGGAGUGUAGACCCAUCCACAACCCUACUGUUUUUAGUGCAAGGGGCUUGUAAUGAAAGGUUAAUUUGUAGAAAAAUAGAAAUUACUGAUCAAUUUUCUCCUCAUCUAUAUAUAUAUAUAUAUAUAUAUUUUUGUAUGUAAAUGAUUAAGAAGUAUAUGUUAAUGAAGAUGUUCUUUUUAAUUACCA
Ilex paraguariensis (yerba mate) is the source of this 1403-nucleotide messenger RNA. The record is from the annotation of a GenBank genome assembly. NCBI's taxonomy places the organism in Eukaryota, Viridiplantae, Streptophyta, Magnoliopsida, Aquifoliales, Aquifoliaceae.